This is a messenger RNA of Canariomyces notabilis, 651 nucleotides long. RefSeq names its product CDP-diacylglycerol--glycerol-3-phosphate 3-phosphatidyltransferase. Gene Ontology annotation, cellular component: mitochondrion; membrane. NCBI's taxonomy places the organism in Eukaryota, Fungi, Ascomycota, Sordariomycetes, Sordariales, Chaetomiaceae. Gene Ontology annotation, molecular function: cardiolipin synthase (CMP-forming) activity; CDP-diacylglycerol-glycerol-3-phosphate 3-phosphatidyltransferase activity. Bases 1 to 651 code for a protein of 216 amino acids. The record is from RefSeq and is a predicted model, not a curated record. The transcript has 3 exons. Gene Ontology annotation, biological process: cardiolipin biosynthetic process.
AUGGCCAAGACGACGCUCCGCGAGAACAUUUACACGGUCCCCAACCUGCUGACAGCCUCGCGGCUCGUCGCCGCUCCCUUCAUCGGGUACUGCAUCCUGCACGACUACCAUGCCAUGGCGCUCGGCCUGUUCGCCUACGCCGGCAUCACCGACGCACUCGAUGGCUGGAUUGCCCGCCGGUGGAACCUCAAGACGGUCGUGGGGACCGUUAUUGAUCCCAUGGCCGACAAGACGCUCAUGACUGUGCUGACAGUGGCUUUGGCUGUAAAGGGUGCGCUCCCAGUCUGGCUCGCCGUUAUUAUCCUUGGCCGGGAUGUCGCCCUCGCCAUCUCUGCCAUCUACUACCGCUGGAUAUCGCUGCCACCGCCCAAGACGUUUGCACGGUACUGGGACUUCUCGCUCCCCUCGGCCGAGGUGCGACCGACAACCAUCAGCAAGUACAAUACGGCAUUGCAGCUGGGCCUUAUGGGCUUGACGACGGUUGCGCCCGUGGUUCCGGCACUGGAUUUGAGCACUCCGCUUGGCAUCAUGCAGUACGUUGUCGCGGCAACGACAAUAUGGAGUGGCGCCAGCUACAUCUACAGCAAAGACGCUGUCAGGAUUCUGACACAGCCGCAGUCCCGAGACCCGAGACGAGAAAGCAGAGGAUAA